ACUACAGACUACUACAAACCAGCACAGGACUACUACAGACCAGCACAGGACUACUACAGACUACUACAGACCAGUACAGGACUACUACAGACCAGCACAUUACUACCACAGACCAGUACAGACCAGUUUGGUGACCAGUGGAACCAGCAGGAUCCUUUUGAUGGGACUCCCAGACCAGAGGGCUGUGACUGGACAGUGAGUGACCCCAUGCCUCUGAGUCCGGCUGCCAACGCUAAGCAUGACCCCCCUGAUCACCCCCGGCAACCAGCCGCUACCAAUGGCAACCAGCCAGGUUCCGCCCUUGCCAGGGACGACGGGAGGACUUCCUCCCCAGAUCCUCCUGACGACGGCUCCGGAAACAGCAUCGUCAUCCGUAUUGGCAUCCCUGACCUGCAGCAGACGAAGUGCCUGCGGCUGGACCCCGAGGCAGCGGUGUGGAGCAGUAAGCAGCGUGUGUUAGUGACUCUAACACAGAGCCUGACUGAUGUUCUGAACUACGGCCUGUUUCAACCGGCCUUCAACGGACGAGCUGGGAAGUUCCUAGACGAGGAACGACUGCUGAAAGACUACCCUCUACCCCCCAUCACCCCUAUUCCCUAUCUAGAGUUCCGCUAUAAGAGGCGUGUUUACACUCAGAGCUACGUGGACGACAAGCAGCUAGCGAAGCUCCAUACCAAGGCCAACCUGAAGAAGUUCAUGGACUACGUUUACCAGCUCAGCGUUGACAAAGUCUCCAGGUUCUUGGAGAAAGGUCUUGAUCCUAAUUUCCAUGAUGCAGACACAGGAGAAUGCCCCUUAACCCUGGCGGUUCAGCUCGAGGGCAGUGCAGAGCUGAUUAAAGUCCUGAGGAGUGGAGGAGCCCACCUGGACUUCAGGACGAGAGACGGAAUCACAGCGCUGCACAGAGCCGUUCUCUCAAGGAACCACACAGCACUCACAACGGUGUUGGACCUGGGGGCGUCUCCAGACUAUAGGGACAGCCGUGGGUUAACUCCUUUGUACCACUGUGCCAUGGUGGGGGGAGACCCGUACUGCUGUGAACUGCUGCUUCAUGAACACGCUGUUAUAGGCAGCACCGACGAGAAUGGCUGGCAAGAGAUACACCAGGCAUGUCGUCAUGGGAACGUGCAGCACCUGGAACAUCUGCUGUUUUACGGAGCCGACAUGAGCUCCCAGAAUGCCUCAGGGAACACUGCCCUGCACCUGUGUGGUCUAUACAACCAGGAAGGCUGUGCCAGAGUUCUGCUGUUCAGAGGAACAAAUAAAGACAUUAAGAACUACAACAACCAAACAGCUUUUCAGGUGGCCAUCAUUGCUGGGAAUUUUGACCUGGCAGAGAUCAUUAAGAUCCAUAAGGCCUCAGACGUAGUGCCUUUCAGAGAGAGCCCUUCAUAUUCCUCAAAGCGCCGGCGUCUGGGCGGGGCCAAUAAUGUUGGUGUGUGUGGCUCGUCAUCUCCCCGUUAUCUGAUUCGCUCAGCCAGCGACAACGCUCUGGAAAGCCCCGCCUCUACUUCUCCCGGCCCCUCCCUCCACAGCCUGGAGAACACACACACUUCCAACCGGCAGGCAGACACACACAGCCUUCGCAGGCAGACACGGCGUCUCAGCCCGAGUGGCAGGCUACAGAGGGACCCCAGCCCGCCCCCAUCUCCCCCCAGCCCAGUGCAGCGUGGGAAACGUAGGCUGUACAGCGCCGUGCCAGGGAGGACGUUCAUCGCUACACGGUCUCACACACCGCAGGGUCCCGGGGAGAUCAGCCUGCAUCGGGGGGAGAGGGUCAAAGUGCUGAGUAUAGGAGAAGGAGGGUUCUGGGAGGGUUCUGUUAAAGGACGGACCGGAUGGUUUCCUGCUGACUGUGUUGAAGAGGUCCAGAUGAGACAGUACGACCCACGCCUAGAAACACGAGAGGAUCGAACCAAGAGGCUUUUCAGACAUUACACCGUGGGUUCCUAUGACAACUACACCUCUUACAGUGAUUAUGUCAUCGAGGAGAAGAGUUCUGUGCUACAGAAGAGAGACAGUGAAGGAUUUGGCUUCGUCCUCCGUGGAGCCAAAGCGGAGACCCCUAUAGAGGAGUUUGCCCCUACCCCAGCGUUCCCGGCGCUGCAGUACCUGGAGUCUGUUGACUUGGAGGGCGUGGCCUGGAGGGCGGGGCUACGCACUGGGGACUUCCUCAUUGAGGUGAAUGGCAGUGAUGUGGUGAAGGUGGGCCAUAGACAGGUGGUGUCGCUGAUCCGUCAGGGAGGAAGUCAGCUGCUGAUGAAGGUUGUUUCAGUCACACGCAAACCUGAGUCCGACUUAGUCCGUAAGAAAGCUCCUCCUCCGCCUAAGAGAGCACCCAGCACGUCGCUCACACUGCGCUCCAAAUCUAUGACUGCUGAACUGGAAGAGAUAGCCUCUGCCAGGAGGAGACGAGGGGAAAAGCUGGACGAGAUGUUGACUGGGUCCCAGGAGGUGAUGAUGAGAAAAUGCCCCUUGGAGGCAGACUACAGAGCGGCCACCGUGAAGCAGCGGCCAACCAGCAGGCGGAUUACUCAGCAAGAGAUCAACUCUUUGUUUGAGCGGCAGGGCCUGCCUGUUCCCCCAGGGGUUUCCCUGGGGCUGGAGAAAGCCACCAUGCAGCUGCCUCGUGGAAUGUCCCGGACCAAGUCCUUCGGUGCACCAGAGGAUGACAGGAUCUCUGCUCUGAUUGGAGAGCAUCGGUUUCCAAGGAGCUCUUCGAUGACUGAUGGCUUCAUACCUCCUCCUCCCCAGACUGCCCCCCCUCCUCCCCCUUCCCACUACUUCCUGGACUCUGGCCCGCCGCCGGCCUUCUGCCCUCCACCUCCCCCGCAGCGAGCAGCCGAUCAAUCACACUCCAGCUUCAAGCCGGCGGAACCUAGGCUGCACGAGGUCUGUGAUUCGCCAACGUCUCGGAGCCAUGCAGAGCGGCAGAGGAAAGCUCGCUCCAUGAUCAUCCUGCAGGACUCACCUGUACCAGGCUAUCUACCUGCAGAGUCUGCCCCCCUAGGCCGACCUGCUGGGGCUACAGCAGGGCUGGGCCUGUCCCGGCCCAGCCCUGCUGCCUCACCCAACCCCCUCUCCAGAAUCAGCCCUGCCCCCAGCCCCCUCUCCAGAACCAGCCCUGCCCCCAGCCCCAGCCCCUCUCCAGAACCAGCCCUGCCCCCAGCCCUAACCCUCCAGGGGAGCGCAGCAGCAACAGGAGGCGUGGCCGACCACAAGCCUCAGCGUCGCAAGUCUCCGCUCCUCAAACAGUUGCAGGUGGAGGAGGGGCCUAGCAGGGCAGAGCUAUACCAGCAGCAGGUGCUCACUGAGCGUGCUCAGAUACGGGUCACGCCCCCUCAGGGCCGUAGGUCCUCCUUCUUCCUGUCUGUGGAGGGAGGGGGUUCAGAGCCCCCUCCCAUCCUACUGACCCAGUCCCACUCUGUAGAUGACCUGGGCAAGCCUCUGGACCCCUCCUCCCCCUCGCCCUGGCCCUCGCUGCCCGCGAACGAGCCCCUCACUGCACGCACUCCCAGCCCCGAGCCCAGAACCAAACACGCACACUCCCCUAGCCCCGAGCCCAGGCCCAAACACGCACACUCCCCUAGCCCCGAGCCCAGAACCAAACACGCACACUCCCCUAGCCCUGAGCCCAGGCCCAAACGAAGCCCUCCUCCCCUGACCAGCCCUGAGCUCCGACACAAACGUAUCAACCCACCCAUAUUCCUUGACGGACAGCUGGAGCGGCCAGUCGUAGAGCGGCCAGAGACAGAAGGCGGAGUCACAUCUCCUGCUGUGCCCUCCCCGAGCGUUGGCAGGCUAUGCCCCUCCCUCCCAUCAGUCAGUGAUGAGGAGACGAGGGAGGAGCUUCGUAAGAUUGGUCUGGUGUCUCCUCCCUUGGUGUUUGCCACGCCCCCUCCCCCACCCAGCCCCCUCCUCCCUCAGCCUGUCACCACGGAGACCCCAGGCAGAAGCCCCCCAGCCUUUCCCUGCCACCCAGAAAACCCUGCCCUCCUCCACCUCAGACCCCAGAGCCUGAAGCCCAGGCUGCGUUCUCCCCUGGGCCGUGGGCGCUCUGCUCUCAGGGAUCCUCUACUGAAACAGUCUUCAGACAGCGAUCUGCUUCCAUCUGGCUGUGGACCUGGACGCCCACCACCCUACCUCUUCCAGAGGAGAUCCAAACUUUGGGGGGAGGUGUCCGAGUCUCGGCCCAGGCAGAGUAGCCCUGAGGAGGGCAGGCCAACUGCCAUGGGGGGUGGUGGGCUGGAGCUGGCCUCACGUCUCCAGUUACUCAGUAAAGACUCCCACUCACUCGGAGAGGAGCCUGCAGGACUGCUGGACCCUGGACACAGGUCCCCUGUGGGCGGAGCAAGGUUGUUUAGUAGUCUUGGGGAUGUCCACACCAUCUCCCAGAGAGGUUUUGGUGGCACCACCUACACAGUCCGGCCGGGGAGCCGCUACCCAAUCACACCUCGCCGCAGUCCCAGCCCCCUCCCCUCGCCUGCCCCUGUCCUCUCCCCAGACAGGUCAGAGGUCAGUCCUGGGCGGGGCUUUGGCCUUAGCUCCUCCCAUCACCACCACACCAUCCUCAAGUCGUCUAGCCUCAGCUUGCCUUCGGAGCCCAAGGAGGUCCGCGUAAUGCGGAGUGCCAGCGCUCGAACCCGUUCCCGCUCGCCCUCCCCUCCCCCACGCCUCCCCUGCCCCUCCCCCGUACUGGGCUCCCCCCUGCUCGCCCUGCGGCCGUGGCGCCAACGCCCUCUAGCUCUGUGGAGUAAGUAUGAUGUGGGAGACUGGCUGGAGAGUGUUGGUUUGGCAGAGCAUCGUGCCCGCUUCCAGGAGCAUGAGAUUGAGGGUUCCCACCUCCCUGCCCUCACCAAGGAUGACUUCGCUGAACUGGGCGUGACACGAGUCGGACACCGCAUGAACAUUGAGAGAGCGCUCCGACAACUGCUGGACAACUGAACCUCUAACCCCUGAUAUUACUGAAGGGCUGUCACACCUGAACCCUAACCCUCUGUGGAGGUAUUCUGGCAACACCAGUGGCUGUAACCUGGCAACACCAGUGGCUGUAACCUGGCAACACCAGUGGCUUCAUCCUGGCAACACCAGUGGCUUCAUCCUGGCAACACCAGUUGCUUCAUCCUGGCAACACCAGUUGCUUCAUCCUGGCAACGCCAGUGGCUGUAACCUGGCAACACCAGUGGCAGUAACCUGGCAACACCAGUGGCUUCAUCCUGGCAACACCAGUGGCAGUAUGCUUUCAGAUGUCUAUUUUCCAAAGACAGCAUCACAUGGAGUUGAGCAUUUAGUAUGAACUUUUUAUGAAUAUACAAGAAAAUACCUCCUCCAUCGAAAUAUCUACAAUAUCGACAUAUUUUCCAAUAAUGAAAUUGAUGAUAAAUGUUUAUUAGGAAUAGAUAUAUUUAAAUAAAAUGGUGUGUUUCA
This is a messenger RNA of Salmo salar (Atlantic salmon), 5427 nucleotides long. Lineage: Eukaryota; Metazoa; Chordata; Actinopteri; Salmoniformes; Salmonidae. The record is from RefSeq and is a predicted model, not a curated record.